AGUACGACGCGAUCCUUCGUACUGUCCUCGUCAAUGUACAACUAUUAUUUACAAAAAAUCUCGGUAUUGGAUCCAGUCAAUUCAAUCGUAUCAUCGUGUUAACAUAUCCCUCUUAAUAUUGUGUUAUCAAUAAGCCUAUUAAAAACUAUUUUAUACUAAAUAAUUUAUAAAUUAACGAGCAUCGUUGUGAUUUUUUAUUUUUUAUAUUUUUUAAAUAAAAAGAAUAUAUAAAAGUAAAUAUAUAAUUUUUUGUUUGAUGUGAUGUGAUGUGUUAUUUAUCAAAGUGCAUCAGUGAUUUUUUUUUUUAAGACACCUACACGUUUGAUAGCCAUCAACAAACGUUGUAUUAUGUCACCCUCCCACAUGAUUUAAAAAUAAAAACUGCAUCAACUGCAUACGACUGCACCAACAUUUGACAUUUAUUUAUUAUUUUUAUUUCGUUUUUAUAUUCUUCAUUUAUUUGAUUGAUUACAAGAUUUUAAAUCAAUUAAUUUAUAGACUCUUUUUGUUUAAAGUUUAUUAUUUGUUAUUUAUUUGUUUGGAAAAGCUUUUUUUUUUUUGAAAAUAAAUUGACAGUUUUAGUGAAUUACACAUGAAAUGGAUGAAAUAAAUUGUGAAUUAUUUAUAUAAAUAUAUUUUUAUUUUCAAUGACAAUACAGUGCUGUGAAUAUUUAUGAUAAAUUUUUUUAUUUUUUACAUGUUGUUGAUUGAUUUUAAGUGUUGACAGAAUAUUUAAAAAAAUUUUAAAUAAAAAGGAAAAAAAUACAAACAGACGGAUUAAUAGUUGUUGAAAAAGUCAUAUGAAAUUUGGGCCAUAUGAGACACCAUAGAGUGUGUUGUCAAUGCUUAUGAAAUGGAUGUUACACCUUGUAUCAACGGAAUAGUUAAAAUAUAUGGAUACCCAUGGUUGGAAUUUGGCCGAAAUGUGCCAGCGUUAUCAUCACGCUGUACAACCAGUACAAAAUUCAUCACCAGGUAGAGAUCAAAACACAUCAAUCGUCCAGAAUUUAUCAACUGGAUCACAUUUUGAACAAGCCAGUCCUUCAUACUCUCAUUACACAAUGCUGGACAAUUAUGACAGGGGUGAGGUGACACCACCACCAGUGAAUAGUUAUGGAGGAUCACCAGGUUUAUUGGCUCUUCAUUCAUCCCUCUAUGGUACACCAACUAGAGGAUAUGAUAUUGAUUCUGGAAUUGAUGGAAAUGAAGGAGCCAUGAUGGAUGCUCAAAUUAUUCCAAUACCAGGUAUGCUGAGUAGUCCUAGCCACCAAAGACUCGAGGAUAUGUCUUGGCUGGCAUCUGGACAACAAUUGGACUAUCAACAAAGUUUAUCAUCAAUACCAACUGGUGUUAAAAUGUGUCAUCCAGGUAGUUCAGCAGCAAGAAGUCUAAAAGAACAACGUAUACGUCGUCCAAUGAAUGCAUUUAUGGUAUGGGCUAAAGUUGAAAGAAAAAAACUUGCUGAUGAAAAUCCAGAUCUUCAUAAUGCUGAUCUCAGCAAAAUGCUUGGUAAAAAAUGGCGUGGUUUAACACCCCAAGAUCGUCGUCCAUACGUUGAAGAAGCUGAAAGACUUCGAGUUAUACACAUGCAAGAACAUCCAAAUUACAAAUAUAGACCACGUCGUAGAAAGCAUGCAAAACGUACACCUGGUGCACCAUCAUCACCACCAAUAACAGCAUCAAAUACACCAGUAUCUAGGUCAAUACCCAGUGGUAAUACAACAGUUCACCAUUCAAUGAAUAAAAUGGAUGGUUAUCAAGGUAUGCCACAAUUACCAUGGGGUGGACAUUCACCAAUAUCAUCAAUUUAUCAUCAACAACAACAGCAAAGUAUUCAAGAUUAUAAAUCAGAAAAUAAUUCAUUAUACGGUAGUCCAUAUACUCCAAUUGUUCAUAGUCCAGAUAUUUCACCAAUAGCAAGUCCAGAACCUGAUGGAGAAGGAACGCACCUUCCAGCAUCACAAAAUCGAGACACAGACAGAGAAAUUAUGGAUGGUACAUCAAAGCAACAACAACAACAACAACAACAACACCAACAACAGCAACAACAACAGCAACAUAAUGAAAUGGUUGAACAGAGCAAACGUUACACCUACAUGAACACGGACAGUCAGUUGCAUACUGGACAUGCCGGAGGCACAAGCAUAUCUUCCUGUCAGAAUACUCAUGGCUAUACCGACACUUUGACCUAUAAGAAAUCGGUAUGUUAUUUGAACUUUGAAAGACAAACAACAAGUAUUGCUGCUGUUGGUAUUGCAAAUGGAAUGAUGGUAUCAUGCAAUAAACUUAGAUCAGGUUUUGAUAAUGUUGGAUCAGUAACUGGUACAUUUUAUCCUCCUGUUGCAUCACCACAUGAUCAAACAUUGCAUUAUAAUAAUCCACAGUCUUCAAAAAAUAAUAACAACUAUACAAUACAAUCAAAUGUUGAUAAUAAUUAUAAUCAUCAAGUUAAUUGUUCAAAUCGUCAACAAAAUAUGCAGAUGAGAACACAAAAUGAUCAAUGUUCACCUGUAUCACAUAGAUAUCAAAUUCACCAUCAAGAUUAUCAACAAGAGCAAAAUAAUACGAGUCAACAACAGCAGCAACAACAGCAGCAACAUCUGGGACACUUGGAACAAAGUAUAAAUGAAGAAGAACAAGAGCAGUUUGAAAAAUAUUAUAAAUAUAAUAUUCAUCCAACAAGUGUUGGACAUACUGGAAUGUUAUCACAUAAUGUUAUUGAUAGUAAUCAUAAUUAUGCUAGUGAUUUACGUUAUUAUACAUCACAACCAGGUCAAAUUGAUUUGUCAAGCUCACAGUGUAUUGGUGAUGAUCAACAGAGCAAGGAUCAACAGUGUCAAGCUGUUAACAUUGGUCAUUCAAUUGAGCAGUAUCAUCAAAAUCAUGAAAUGAAUAAAUAUCAAGAACAUCAACAACAACAGCAACAACAACAACAACAACAACAAUCUCAUUUACAACAAAAUCAGACUAAUCAAAAUGUAGAACAAGUUUCAAAAGGUGAUGAUGAUUUUAGUGUGAUACUGGCUGAUGUUCGCAAGACUUGCUACAGCAGUUAGUGGCACGUAAAAUAAAUGAAUAAAUCUUGAAUGUAUUUCUUGCAGGAAAUGACGGUAAAGAUUUUUUUUUUUUAUUGCAAACGUGUUGCAAAUGUCUUAUCCGUUUUUAAUCUACCUGGGGCAAAUUUCGUUUUCAGGAAAUGCUAGUUUCCUGUCUUCUUCUUUUUAUUUUUUUUUUCUCCCCUACCAAUUUUUACGUUCCC
Molecule: messenger RNA, 3259 nt
Organism: Aphidius gifuensis
Lineage: Eukaryota; Metazoa; Arthropoda; Insecta; Hymenoptera; Braconidae
Product: putative transcription factor SOX-15
Exons: 9
Coding region: 894-3056 (720 amino acids)
Biological process (GO): cell differentiation; anatomical structure morphogenesis; regulation of DNA-templated transcription
Molecular function (GO): RNA polymerase II cis-regulatory region sequence-specific DNA binding; DNA-binding transcription factor activity, RNA polymerase II-specific
Source: RefSeq, a predicted model, not a curated record